This is a messenger RNA of Suillus subalutaceus, 426 nucleotides long. RefSeq lists its product as uncharacterized. The annotation marks the transcript as partial. Lineage: Eukaryota; Fungi; Basidiomycota; Agaricomycetes; Boletales; Suillaceae. The record is from RefSeq and is a predicted model, not a curated record. The transcript has 2 exons.
AUGAGCGACGUCGACGAGCCAUUACAACACUGCGACGAUCCAUCAACUUGUAGACCUUCUCUACCAAGAAUGAAGUCUUGUUUAAAGUCUCCUUCUCAUUCUGGCUCUGCUACUCCAUGCACCGUUGACUCUGACACAGACGAUGGCACUUGCAAGAAACAUGUGGCAUUUUGCGAGGAAGGAACUGAACAAGUCUUUCAAGCUGAUGAAUGGGAUCGAACGCCUAUGGAAAUAUCACAACGCCUAUCAUACGACGACGUACUCGAGCUCAAGAUGAUUCAACGUUCUCUACCUCGCGCUCAGCAGAGCCAUGACCCUCUUUCGUCCAAGCCUUACUCUGGCGUUUUCCUUCGCAACGUCCCAAUUCCACUCCUCCCACUAAAUCCAACAACAGUAUCAGCUUCGCCACAAAUGUCACCACCACCU